Molecule: messenger RNA, 409 nt
Organism: Paramecium primaurelia
Lineage: Eukaryota; Ciliophora; Oligohymenophorea; Peniculida; Parameciidae
Source: the annotation of a GenBank genome assembly
GCUUAAAUAAUGAAAAGGUAUAUUGUGUAUAUGUACCAAUACAAGGUCCGACUCAAGUUCAUCAGAUAGAUCCUCCAAGUAAAAUUCAUCUUAAAUGCUUUAGGAAAAAAGCCAAAAGAGAUCAUAGAAAGAAUUCAAGUUCAUCAAGUAGCUCUAGAAGUACAUUUAUUAGUUAAAUUGUACUAGGAGACAAGAAGAAGAAAUAGAAAAAGGAGAAGAAAGAUAAGAAAGAAAAGAUUUCAUAAAGUAAUUCAAACUUUGUGAAUUUAGAUAUUGUGGCAUCAUAAAAGUUGUAUAUAAUUUUGAUAGUUUAGAACUUAAAGAUCAAGAUCUAGAUCUAAGUCAAAAUCAAAGUCUCAUUCAAAAUCAAAACCAAAGGAUGAUCCAAACAUUAUAAAAAAAGGAAGGG